Benincasa hispida (wax gourd) is the source of this 789-nucleotide messenger RNA. Lineage: Eukaryota; Viridiplantae; Streptophyta; Magnoliopsida; Cucurbitales; Cucurbitaceae. The record is from RefSeq and is a predicted model, not a curated record.
AUGGACUUUACAGUUCUAAAUUCAGAGUUGUGCUCUCUCAAAAGUGAUUCCAUGGCCGUCAAGGGCAUCAAGAGACGGCGGAGAUGUGCUUCUUCUUCCUCCACAGUUGGUGGUGGAGAUGGUCAACCACACAAGUCAAUGACAGAUCAUUCCACUGCUACAAAAAGAAGCUCCAAGUUUCGUGGAGUUAGCAGACAUCGAUGGACGGGACGAUUUGAAGCCCAUUUAUGGGACAAAGGGUAUUGGAAUCCAACACAAAGGAAGAAAGGAAAACAAGUUUAUUUAGGAGCUUAUGAUGAAGAAGAAUUAGCUGCUAGAGCAUAUGACUUAGCUGCACUCAAAUACUGGGGAACAUCAACUUUCACUAAUUUUACGGUACCUGAUUAUGAGAAUGAGAUUAAUAUAAUGAAAACUGUGACAAAGGAGGAAUACUUGGCUUCUUUAAGAAGGAGAAGUAGUGGUUUCUCAAGAGGUGUAUCGCGAUAUCGAGGAGUUGCGAGACACCAUCACAAUGGAAGGUGGGAAGCAAGAAUUGGAAGAGUUUUUGGCAACAAGUAUUUGUACCUUGGAACCUACGGUACACAAGAGGAGGCAGCAAGAGCAUAUGACAUAGCAGCAAUAGAAUACAGAGGCAUAAACGCAGUGACCAACUUUGAUUUGAGUAGUUACAUAAGAUGGCUUAAACCCCAACACAAUCCAAAUCAUAAGCAACCUUCUUCACCAAUUUCCUCCUUUCCAAUUGAUACUCCAAAUAAUAAUACCCUACAUCUGUCUCUUAUACACAUCUAG